This is a messenger RNA of Oryza sativa Japonica Group (Japanese rice), 1048 nucleotides long. RefSeq lists its product as uncharacterized. The record is from RefSeq and is a predicted model, not a curated record. Gene Ontology annotation, molecular function: nucleic acid binding. NCBI's taxonomy places the organism in Eukaryota, Viridiplantae, Streptophyta, Magnoliopsida, Poales, Poaceae.
UAUUCCCCCUCCCCUAGCGAUCACCGAGACACCGACACCGUUUGCGAUUCCCCAAUUUUAGCCCUAGAACACGCACAUCCCGGAAUCGGAGCAAGAGGCCUGCCUUGCCGGCGGAGGAGAGGAAUUGAUCGCGAGAAGCACGGGGAAGUCGAGCAUGGCGAGCGCGGAUCUGCUGCGGAGGGAGGAGGAGUUCUACGCCUCCUUGUUCGACUCCGCCAAAGGUGGAGAUGCCGUCAAGUCGCGUGGGCAGAUGAUUGAGAGGAAGAUUGAAGUUCUUGAGGACAUGGCCGCCAAGGUUAGUAAUCGGAGAUCUCGUAGGUGGUUGAAUGACCGGUUGCUCAUUGAACUUGUCCCCCGUCUUCAUGUGGAAGAAAUCAAAGGCCUUUUUGCUCCUCCACCAUGGGGUGAGGAACUGCCCGUUUCUGCAUUCUGCAGGACAAGUGUCGGUGAAUGGGAUGCCUUCAGGAGUAUUGACAUGGAUGUUGAGGCACGAUUGGUGCAACAGAUGAAACAGUCUUCUACAAAACAGAAGAACCAUUUGGACAGAGAUGAAUUGGUUGCUCUCAAUUCUUGGCAUCAUAUAGAUCGUCAAACAAGAGAAGCCAUAAAGAGAAAUUUCCUCCCAGAUCUUCUUGAAAUAUACGAAGAACGAGUUAGGACCUUCAUCGAAGACACUAGUGGUAAAGAUAUGCUUGUACUGAAUGUCCAGGACCCAUUUCAGAGAUUGCUUUUGCACGGUGUAUGCGAGUUCUAUAAUGUAUCAUCUACAACCACGACUACCGUAAGAGAUGGAAAGCUGUGUAAAACGACAGCAAUCAAGAAGAGAUCAGGCACAGGUGCUCCCUCCAGAAUCACAUUGGUUAGCUUCCUAAGGAUGAAGAAAAAGUCCCAUUAACAUGUGCCGUGUAUUGGCAAAACAUGCCGAUUUAGGUUCUGUUUAGGAUGUACACAUGUAAAUUAUCGAUAUUAUCAUCUUAACAUAUUUGAAUGCAAGAUUGGUCACUGCCUCACUGAUCGUGAGUCGUGACCUCCAAAUCCUGGUGUUAAA